Messenger RNA from Exaiptasia diaphana, 3373 nucleotides. Its product is annotated as integrator complex subunit 8. Bases 238 to 3165 code for a protein of 975 amino acids. Gene Ontology annotation, cellular component: integrator complex. The record is from RefSeq and is a predicted model, not a curated record. NCBI's taxonomy places the organism in Eukaryota, Metazoa, Cnidaria, Anthozoa, Actiniaria, Aiptasiidae. Gene Ontology annotation, biological process: snRNA 3'-end processing. The transcript has 31 exons.
GAUAAUCAAGAAGCRCUCUCUUGGUUCGAGUUUCUCUUUGAUGAAAAAGGAGAACUAUUGAAGGAUCACCUCAAAAGCUCAACAGCAGAACCUACGGCUGCACAGCUCAUUGUACAAUUUCUGGAACGCUCAGGAAUAUGUUCCAAUAAUAAUGCGCAAACUGUAGAGCAUUCCAACCCAGUUGAUAGUAAACGAUUUAAACGUCUCAAGCAGUUGGCUCUUCAAGUUGGCUUUCAYAUGGAAUGGAACCUGGAGACAUUUGAAAAUAGUCUUUCAUUGCACUGGCAAAAACUGUUUUUUGAUGAGCUGUUGAAAACUCAAGUGCCACAGUAUAAAAGUUUUCUAAAUGGACARGUUUGUCUGAAAGAACUAGACAAACAGUCAGCCAUGGCUUUGGUUAUUUAYUGCCGUUGGGUGAUACGAACCUUAGCUCAGCACUUCUUGCCAAACAUUGGGAAGCCUAAGACAGGUUUAAUGGAAGCUGCAGAAAAUGAAAAUACACUGAAAAAUCUYAAAGAACAACUUUCAACCAGCAUUUCCAUCCUUGAAGAUGCUUUGUUGCUYACUGAGGACCUUGAACUACCAUGUCCUUUUGAUYCACCCACCCCURGURAAACAGAUACAAGCAAGAUUGAURYCCCCCCUGAAACUUCAAUCAAAAAUACAGAAACUAGUGUUUCUCCCAGUGACACAGAUACUGGUAWUGCCACCUGUGAGAAAGCCAGUGAUCAUGUUGAUACAAAGGAUACUGAGUCUAUAUCUGGUAAAACAGAAGGGAAUAGCAGCACUCCCCCUGAAAUAAAAGAAGAACAAAGCACUGAUAAGACAAUGAAUGUAGAAGAUUCAGAGAAAACAUCUGAAGAGACAAGCAAGUCAUAUCACACAAUUUGUACACAGAGUGUUAAAGUGAAUAUCAAGGAGCUCGUUGCUCAGGUGUCCUUUGAUUUAGGAACGCUCUAUUUUUAUCAAGAAAAGUUUGAAAAAGCAGCAAAAUUAUUCCAACAUUGUAAAGAAUCCAAAUGUUGUACAUCAUCAUGCUAUACUGUGAAUGAAGACAUGUUACAUGGCUAYUAYAUGUCAUGCUGUGGUUUGUUGAAYAUACCACCUAAAAUYACSYUGUUCAGCUCYGAUCAUGAAGGCAGAGGUUACAAUGUCUCUCUCUUUGAGAAGGUUGAACAUUGCAGAUUGUCCUCUCCUCAGGAUAUGAUAAACCUACUCAUCCAAGACAACAUAGCACUUGAGCUUCCAAUGGAUUAUAGACAUGCCCUAGAGAAGAGCACUGUCAAUGAAGAAACUAUUCCAGAUCAACCURGCCUUMCAUGGCAGAUAGCUGCUUGCAAUGCUAUUAGACAGGUGAUAGAGAAUAAACCUUURAAUGCCAUAUUYUGGGACAAAGUAAAGAAAGGACUGCAUGGGGAACUGCAAUGUAUUUUGUCUCUCUGUUCAAAAACAUUUCAAGAAAUGAAGAAAUCCUCUGCACUGUGGGCUGAUAGCGACACAAGAUUUCUUGCUCUAAAGUCUUUUGUACUUUUACUUUGUAGCUGUGUUGAUAAUGGCUUUGAGGUUGCAAAGAAUUCAGAAGAAGACGUUUUUGUACAAAAUCUGCAAAUACCAAAUGAYUCACCUAUGGAUGAAAAGGAGCCUUUGACAUGGAAACCUGUAGAUAUCUUUGGAGAAUGUGACAGAGAUGAUGCAGAUCUUAGAUGUGGAUGGCUUCUUCAUAAACUACGCUCAUGUUUUGAUGCUGUAGAAAUAAGUAGUCUGAUUGAAGAACUUCACAGAAUCCAGCCAUCAAGACGAUUUCACAAUGAGAAUUUUACUUGCAUGACUUAUAAAUCCUGCCUGGAUGGUGUACAAGACCCUGUGGUACAAGAUUUACUACAUGUCAUCCUGUCAAAGUCACUACAUUGCUGCACAACAAAGCGAUAUGGAUUAUGUGAGGAAAUGCUGAGCUUUGCAUUGGGUAGACUGACAACUUUAAGUGGUUCUGGGACUGAAAUUGAAAGAGUCAAAGCAGUACUGCACCAGGAAUUGCUUGUGACAGACCUUCAAAAACAUGCUGAUAGACAAAAGAAUGAACUUAUUGACUCAGUUAAAUCUUACCUCAAGCGUACUAAAAACAUUCCUUCAGCCAAGGCAGACAACCUUGCUGUAGCUUACUUACUGAACAUGAAGGAGUUUUCAUUUYUAUCAACUCUCAGAACUGAUGGAGAGGAUGACAUGUCAGUCAUGGACACAAAGAAGCUUGGAUCACUGCUUGCRUCUGCYUCACUGUCCAUUACAAAGCCUCAAGAAUGGAGGAAGUCAAUAAGGUUAYUAUGGGAUGGAGUCCUUCGAGUGUUUACUACAACUMUGCAGCAGAAACGCCCACAAGAAGGRMGRCCUCCUAUUUCUAUAAGACGAGAUGCUGCUAACUUAAACUUAUCCAGUUUUAACACUUUUGUGGGUCAUCUAAAGGAUGAAACCUGUUUAGGUGUUCUGAUAUCCUGCCUUGCCAGGUUAUUUAAUUUAUCUAAGGAUGGGCAGGAGAAUUUCAGGGAAAUCUUCAGUUCGUAUGGACAUUUAUGGCCAACAUCUAUCACCAAUCGUMAUUCUGUGAAUUUUGAACAGAUCGAAGCAGCCAUGAUGCAYAUCACACAACACGGUGUCAAGCUACAUCCAUAUAACGUCACAUGGAUACAAACACUAGCAGAYAUUUUUCUUAACUCCAAAAACUUCCCUUCAGCCUUCAAGMGAUAUCUAGAGUCAGGGGCUUGUUCAUCCUUAAUGUUUGCACAACCAGUACCAGUUACGGUGUGGGAUUCUCAGGUUUUUAGAAAGAUGGUAGAUUGCUGCAUGCAGCUGAAGGCUCACAUUCAGGGUGCGUUACUUUGUCAAUGCGUGGAGCCUAAGGAUUAUGUGACGGCAUUCAAGGCUAUUCAACUAACAGCUCUUUCCAGUGAGGACGCAAUGGACCGAUACUAUUCGUUAUUCUGGGACGUCACCAUGCUGGAAUACCUUAUUAACACUCACUUUAAACAAGGACAACACGACAAGAAGCAACUAGCGAUUCAAACGAUUAGUCAAGCCGAACUGAAUAUCUUCAAUAAUCAAGAAGUUCUGCAACGCGCAGAAUCCAUUAGAAAAUCGUCGCUAUUCCGAUCUCUCUCCAAGCAGUACUUGUAGAUCUGGCUUUGUUUGGUAUUCCUGUGUUGAACUAUGGAAUGAUGGGACUGUGAAAGAAAGUUCAAGCAUUGCAUGGUAUUCCUGUGUUGAACUAUGUUGAGCUAUGAGUUAGGGACUGGGAUUUGAGAUAUACUUUCUCUUAAUUAAUUGAAAAGUUGACAAUUUUAAAUACGAAAACAAUAGAUAAAUAAAUAUUUUAAGUGUUUGA